Molecule: messenger RNA, 887 nt
Organism: Magnolia sinica
Lineage: Eukaryota; Viridiplantae; Streptophyta; Magnoliopsida; Magnoliales; Magnoliaceae
Exons: 2
Coding region: 161-793 (210 amino acids)
Molecular function (GO): nucleic acid binding; zinc ion binding
Source: RefSeq, a predicted model, not a curated record
AGUUGUACUGGGCUGUCUUCAAUUAGAUCUUGCCCUGAUAACACUAGAACCGCCAAAGCCAUUUGAUAAUGCCACUGAAGCUGAAUAUAAUAGAUGGGUUGCAUGGUUUAGAUCAAAUGAUACAUGCCUGAAAGUCAUUAAAUAUUCAAUUUCUGAAUCGAUGAAGGGUGUCAUGCCUGAAACAGAUAAGGCUAAAGUUUUCCUGACUGAAAUGGGAAAACGAUUCAAGAAAUCUGAUAAAUCUGAAGUGGGCAUUCUUUUGAAUAAAUUGACUCGCUCGUCCUACGAUGGAAAAGGCAACAUCCGUGAAUACAUUGUAGAGCAGAUCGAAGUUGUUUCUAAGAUCCGUGCUCUAGGGCUUGUACUCACUGAUGAUCAACUGGUUCAUUUGAUCAUGAACAACCUACCUCUCCAAUUCGGCACGUUCCUGGUAAACUAUAACACUCUGAAGGACAUGUGGACAUUGGAUGAACUCAUCACUCAGUGCGUCCAAGAAGAAGACAGGAUUAGACAGAUGGUAAAAGUUCAAAAUGUUAAUAUGGUGACUUCAGGACAAGGGCAUGGGCAAGGGAAUAAAGGUAAAAGGAAGAGGAAACAAGGUUCUAAUAAUGGAUUCUCUGGUCCUCCAUCUGGAAACCAUGAGAAUCAAUCUGGAAAUGGAUCUAAACGCAAACGGGUUAAAGGCAAACCGUGCUUCUUUUGUAAAAAGACGAGUCAUCUAAAGAAAGACUGCGAAGGUUUUAAGGAUUGGCUCAUAAAGAAAGGAAUUACUACAGGCCAGGCCACCAACUGAUGCGGAGCGCUCAGUAUACGUAGGCAAUGGUGUCAAAGUUGACGUGGAGGCAAUAGGAGUCUAUAGGCUUAAGUUGAAGUCUGGUCAUUUUUUG